Molecule: messenger RNA, 2297 nt
Organism: Phaedon cochleariae (mustard beetle)
Lineage: Eukaryota; Metazoa; Arthropoda; Insecta; Coleoptera; Chrysomelidae
Source: the annotation of a GenBank genome assembly
CUGGAACAAAUCACUGACAAUUAUGUGAGUGAGAAUUCGGUUCCUGACAUAUCAAAAAUUCUUCGAAAAUGCCUCACUGCAAAGAAUUCAAAUUGGGCGACGUAUGGCGGACAUGCAACAAGAUUAGAGCCGCUAUCUUCCGCAUGGGAAUAAACCUAUUCGAAUAUUUCCAGCCACUAGAUCCUAACAAAAGUUGUUUGAUUUCCGAAUCCCAAUUCAUAUCAGUUAUAAAUGGACAACUCAGAGCCACGAUUGGACUUUCCGAGCAAGAAGUCAAAGAAUUGGCUGAUUAUUUCAGAGUGCCAGAUGGACGGAUAUACUACACCCAACUAUGUGAAGUAAUGCAUGAUAGUGUCCCACAGUUCAGUGAUAAUGUACCCCUGGUAACUGGCUUAGAAUGGGAGGAUCCCUUACACACGAACAGACUAAGCAUCAGUGAGGAACGGCGACUCAGUGUCUUACUGACGAAAAUUGCAUCACUAGUCAAUAUGAGGAAGCUGAUAUUGAGGCCAUAUUUCCAGGAUUAUGAGCUGGUAUCGAAGAAUUGCGGUACCGUAACAAUGGCUCAUUUCGCGAGGAUCCUAGCACACCUGAACAUCCUCCUAUCAGCAGAUGACUUCAAUCUCUUGGUGAAGAAAUAUGUCAAGGACAGUUACACCUUGAAUUAUGUGGCGUUCAUUGCAGCCAUCGAUCAAGUUGUAGACUAUCUGAAUAGAAAUGGGAUACUCGAUCUCAGCGGGGAUGUUAUGAUUCUAUUUCCCGGAAGAGUCCUCAAUGCCGAAUUGCCAAAGCUACCUAGACCGGAAAUAGGCAAGAUAACAGCGGCGCAACUUUUUGGGAAACAAAGCAUCUUCCACCCAGCACUGAAUGACCCUAAGAAAAUUGAACACAUUCUUACUACCGUUUCCAUGAUUCAAGCUCACGUACUGAAGAAUAGAUUGAGGAUUUGUGACUUCUUCAAAGAUUUCGAUCCCUUGAACUGUGGCAGAAUUACACUCUCACAAUUUCAUCGUGGCUUGGAUGCCUUGGUCUUGAGCGGAAAACAGAGGUUUUUUCUGUCCCUACCAGACGUGGAAGCUGUGAUAAAUCAAUAUAGAGAUCCUUGUGAUCCAAGUAGAGUAUGCUGGAGGACAUUUGAAGAUGAUAUGGAUCAAGCGUUCACCGUGAAAGAACUGGAAAAAACUCCCAGUCUGAAAGUAGAAUCACCUCCGAAACGAGUUAAGGAGUUACUGAAUCCUGGAGCAAAGAACUGGCAAGCUGUCAAUACACCAACGAGGGACCUAUGUGAAGAGGCUGUUGAUAAAGUCAAACAGAAGAUACUACAUAGAAGAAUUUUGCUCAAACCUGUUUUCAGAGAUUUCGAUAAAUAUAAUAACGGCCACGUCAGCAGAUCCCAAAUGAGACAAGCACUACAUUUCAAUGGGAUUUUGUUGUCAGACGAGGAAAUUUUUGCUCUGGAAGAGCGAUUCAACGAUGAUGUAGGAUUCAACUACUUCUGGUUUUUGAAAGACGUAGACUCAUCCAAUGCAGAGCCUUUGUACACUCAAUUCGUCACCGAUAUGUUGAAAUUGAAUGCAGAGAAACCGAUGGAGAAACCAACUCGUCGUGAACAGGAUAUCGUACAAAUAAUGGCGAAAAUCAAAGGAAAAGUUGUGAGAGAAAGAAUAAGAGUUCUGGAAUUCCUCAGAGACUUCGACAGAUGCAAUGAACAAGUUAUCAGCAGAGUUGAUUUCAAGAGAGGCUUGUCUGUCUGCAAAUUCGACUUGACUGACAAUGAAGUGCAAACAUUGAUGCAGGUGUUCGCUUCUCCUCUGCGGAAAGAAUGUGUUGAUUAUAAAAGAUUUUCCGAAGUUGUUGAGGAAUCCUUCAGCCAGCAAUGCCUGGAAAGGGCUCCUCUGAUCGUUCCCAUCCAGCAUGUGCCAACGAGAGAUUGCGAAAAGAACUUCCUCAAUUUUGACGAGAGAAUUGUCGUUUCUAUGGCACUGCAGAAGUUGGCAAAGAAGCCUGAUAUGCAAAUGAACCUCUCUUCAGUGUUGAAGGACUAUGACAAGACGAAUUGCGGCACCGUUUCUCAAACUCAAUUCCUGAAGGCACUCACUCUCAGGGGGAUGUCUAACCUGAUCUCUAAAAAUGAAUUCGAUGUCAUCUGCAAAUGUUUCAGCUUUGAAAGGGGCAUGAGGGACGAAGUUGAUUAUAGGGCGUUUAUGAAAGCCUUGGAUAUCAUUUACCUCACUGAAAAAUACAAUCCGUUUUGAUCAUAAUAAUAUGAUAUUAAAGAUGUUUUUUUCUCACUGCUA